Fulvia fulva is the source of this 495-nucleotide messenger RNA. RefSeq lists its product as uncharacterized. The record is from RefSeq and is a predicted model, not a curated record. NCBI's taxonomy places the organism in Eukaryota, Fungi, Ascomycota, Dothideomycetes, Mycosphaerellales, Mycosphaerellaceae. The coding region runs from base 1 to 495 and encodes 164 amino acids. The transcript is spliced from 2 exons.
AUGACCAAUACCAUCAAAGCCAAUGACCUCUUCUUCGAGGACCUCACCGGCGAUCCGAACUUGACCUACCGCGCCGCCAGCCCAACCACAGCUCCCGACCCUUCAACCCGCGAAAGCCCUCUCCACCACCCCAGCCCUCCACCACAAGCGAACCACCCACAGCCUGACGCGCCCACCAUCAAGCGGAAGCGCUCGCCCUCCCCGCUGCCACCAGCCUGGCCCACACCGUCCACCACACCGCUGGACCCCAAAUACGGCCCAUGGCAGUACGGUAGCGUCGCCGAAGUCAAGGCGCGCCGCGUCGUGAUACAGCGGGAGCUGAAGAUGUUGAGCGAGAGGGAGAAGGUGUUGAAGGCGGAGGAGAUGGGUGGCAAGGGGAAGAAGUACAAGAAACAGAGGAAGGGGAAGGAGGACCAGGAGAGGGAGUGGGAGGAGAUGUAUGGUGGGGCGAGUGUGCAGGUGAAGAACAAUGCCGAGGAGACGAAGAUGGGUUGA